Salvia miltiorrhiza (redroot sage) is the source of this 867-nucleotide messenger RNA. RefSeq lists its product as uncharacterized. The coding region runs from base 119 to 640 and encodes 173 amino acids. The transcript is spliced from 6 exons. NCBI's taxonomy places the organism in Eukaryota, Viridiplantae, Streptophyta, Magnoliopsida, Lamiales, Lamiaceae. The record is from RefSeq and is a predicted model, not a curated record.
AAUACAAGAGAGCCUUGACUUAGCAAAAUUCGGAACGACGUAGUAUUAUCCCGUAACACAAGCCCUAAUAAAUAGUGUAUGAGCAAGCGACGAUCAUUAAGAAGCCCAAAUAAUCAAAAUGGCAGCAUCUUCGUCCUCAACGACGUCGUCUUCCUCCUCCGACGAGUCUCGCCGCCGACGCCGGCUUCGUCGCCGCCAAAAAACCGACGAAGACCCUCUCAAAGUAAGGAAAAGAAGCCGCUCCCACACAAAACGUCGCCGUAGGCGUCAAUCGCUCUCUUCUUCAGAAAGCUACACCUCUUCCUCUGAAGACUACAGUUCUUCUGACAGUGAAGAACAUGCAUCCCAUCAUUCAAAGCGACAUAAAAGGGUUGAAAAAUCAAAGAAGAAGAAAGACAAAGAGAAAAAGAAAGGUCAUAGACAUGAACGCCAUAAACUGAAAGAUAAAGAGAAGAAGCAGGGAAGUAGUGGUCCUGUGCAGCUUUCCAAGUUCUUGGGAAAAGACAAAGAUGACAGUUCUCGUCGCAGUGCCGUCUCUGGGAAAAAGAUAUUACUGAAGCUAGAUAAAACAAAGGAAGACAAGUUGGCAGAGAACAACCGGAAUGAGCUAUUGAAGUUCUUGAAUGCUAGUUAUGAUUGAUGAUGUUAAUCAGCAUAUAUAUUCUGUUCAUCGUGGGGCAUGAGUUGAGAUUUGCUCUAUGUAAUAUUCACUGUUGUUUGUGGGGUAAUAUCAUUAUACAACCUUUGCUGGUCAAGUUGUUGGCCUUUGGCGAGCCAUUCAGGUUUGAUGUUAUAUGGUAUGUCUAGGAUGAAUUUCUUGGUAUCUUCGUAUUAACAGCUUUGGAAAAUGGAACUUAUUUAUUGAAA